This is a messenger RNA of Laccaria bicolor S238N-H82, 2201 nucleotides long. RefSeq lists its product as uncharacterized. Gene Ontology annotation, molecular function: proline-tRNA ligase activity; ATP binding; aminoacyl-tRNA deacylase activity. Lineage: Eukaryota; Fungi; Basidiomycota; Agaricomycetes; Agaricales; Hydnangiaceae. Gene Ontology annotation, biological process: prolyl-tRNA aminoacylation. The transcript has 8 exons. Gene Ontology annotation, cellular component: aminoacyl-tRNA synthetase multienzyme complex; cytoplasm. The record is from RefSeq and is a predicted model, not a curated record. The coding region runs from base 1 to 2130 and encodes 709 amino acids.
AUGGCUUUCCAGGACAGGAUUGCGAGUGCAUUCUCGGCCCUCAACAUAACUCUAGAUUCUACAGUAUCGCAUGCCGAAACCACAUCCCCAGCAGCGUGGCGCGAGGCCCUUGUUGCCCAUGAAUCUUCUCCGAAAUCAUUUGAGCUCAUCAAAACCCUUGUCUACAAACCCAAGACUGCGAAAUCAGCUACCCCGGUUCCGGUCGUCGUAAUUGCUCGCGAUGAGACGGAGACCAACUCGAAUGCCAUUGCCAAGCAGCUGAAUUUGAAGGAGCUGCGGUUGGCGUCGGAGGAUCUGCUCAAAGAGUUUUUUUCGGUUGAUAAGAACGCCCUAUCCCCUCUUGCAAUCGACAGCGAGAUAUUUUCAAAGGUCGUCACGGUCUUGGAUCCCUCGAUCGCUGAAUCCUCCUCACUCUUCGCCGUCCACGGCCUUUCCUCCAGCAACACCGUUUUUCUUUCAGGACAAGACAUCGUCGCUCAUCUUAAGAGUUUAGAAACGACUGAAAUCAAGGUGGUGGACUUGGACACCACUGCGCCCUCCCCAGCUGCCGUAGCUCAGACAUCAAAACCUCCAGUGAAGGAGAAAGAAGAUGCAAAGAUCGAGGGUGCGGUUCAGAUUGCCAUUGGAGUAAAGAAGGAAGUUGAUUUCCCCGGAUGGUAUACCAACGUUCUGCUCAAAGCGGACAUGCUAGACUAUUACAGCGUCAGUGGGUGUUAUAUCCUUAAACCGUGGUCAUAUAGCAUCUGGGAGGAGAUCCAAACUUGGUUUAACACCCAGAUAAAGGAACUCGGCGUUCAAAACUCGUACUUCCCUAUGUUCGUAUCUCAGUCUGUAUUAGAGCGAGAAAAGGACCAUAUAGAGGGAUUCUCUCCAGAGGUGGCCUGGGUGACGAGGGCUGGAAACUCCGACCUUGAAGAACCUAUUGCAAUCCGUCCAACAUCCGAGACUGCCAUGUACCCUUACUACGCCAAAUGGAUCAGAAGUCAUCGCGACCUCCCACUCAAACUCAACCAAUGGAACAGCGUCGUUCGUUGGGAAUUCAAAAACCCACAACCAUUCCUCCGCACGCGCGAGUUCCUCUGGCAAGAAGGCCACACCGCCUUCCUCACCAAAGCCGAAGCCGACGCCGAGGUGCGACAGAUCCUCGACCUCUAUCGUCAAGUCUACGAAGAUCUCCUCGCCGUCCCCGUUAUCCCAGGUAUCAAGUCUGAGAAGGAGAAAUUCGCUGGAGGACUGUACACCACUACCCUCGAAGGAUUCAUCCCAACCUCUGGCCGCGGAAUACAAGCGGCCACAUCGCAUUGUCUAGGUCAAAACUUCUCCAGGCCGGAGAUGUUCAAUAUCUUCGUGGAGGACCCGGUUGAUAAGUCCAAGUCGUACGUAUGGCAGAACUCGUGGGGGUUGUCGACGCGCACGAUUGGUGUGAUGGUCAUGGUGCAUGGUGAUAAUCAAGGGCUGGUGCUUCCGCCGAGGGUGGCGAGUAUUCAGGUUAUUGUCGUUCCUUGCGGUAUCACGGCGAAGUCGACGGACGAGCAGAGGGCUGAGAUCAAUGAUGCUUGCGAGGAGCUGGCCAAGACGUUGAAGAAGGCUGGUGUCCGGGCUAAGGCUGACCUUCGUGAGGGGUACACUCCUGGCUACAAGUUCAAUGAUUGGGAACAGAAGGGUGUCCCCCUUCGUCUAGAGAUAGGACCCAACGACCUCAAGAAACAACAAACCCUCUCUGUCCGACGCGAUAACGGCGACAAGAAGCCGCUUCCCCUCGCUAACAUUGGCAAGAACGUCGCCGAUUUCCUUGAGGUCAUCCAAGACAACAUGUUCAAUCGCGCCAAGGAACAAUACUGGUCUCGCGUCAAGGAGGUGACGGACUGGAAGGACGUCAUCCCCACGCUCGACAACAAGUGCAUCGUCGUGAUGCCGUGGUGUGAAGUCGAGGCUUGUGAGGAUGAUAUCAAGGAACGGAGUGGCAAAUCUGCUGAACCCCAGGACGAGCGUGCGCCAUCAGCUGGUGCCAAGUCACUUGCCAUUCCGUUUGACCAAUCCCCUUGGACCCCGAUUGAACAUGGUAAGACGAAAUGCCCGGCGUGCGGUAGUGAUGCGAAGCGCUGGACCAUGUUUGGGCGAUCUUAUUAGUUUGGCUCGCUGGAUGUGUGGGGAGACUAUUAUCUGUAAAUCAUUUGAAGCAAAUCGAAGCCGUUUCCUUU